CUUGUACUAGCAUUUAUGACGCGUCCCACAGCAGGCAACUUCUGUGUUGGUCCCUGAGCUGUAGAGAGCAGUCGCGGGCAGAGCACGAAGCUGACGUGGUUUCCUCCUCGCGCUCCUUUUUAAUGUCUUCAGUCUGGUUCAAGAAGCAUUUUCUGAAAAGCGGAUCCUCAACAAACCCAGGGAACGCCGAGUCCCUCGGGCGGGGGGCGGAGCAGCAGCUGCCAGCUGCCUCCCUGUACAGGCGGCCCAAGUUCCUGCGCGGAGUCUGCUCCGGGGAGAGGCUUCCGGGCAGGCGGCCUAUUUACUGUCCCCCCCGGGACAGGCCGCUGCAGUGGGGGACGGGCUACGCGGAAGUCAUCAAUGCAGAGAAAUCGGAGUUCAAUGAGGACCAGGCGACAUGUUGUCAGAUAUCUGUCAGGAGGAGGGAGAUAGGCAUGGAGGAGGAGCAGGAUUGGUUGAUUCUUUGCUCCAGUCAGUAUCUGAUUGGUUAUUACUGGGCCCUGUUUGAUGGCCACGGUGGCCCAGAUGCAGCAAUAAUCGCCUCCAACUACCUGCAUUACUGCAUCAAGCAGAAGCUGGAGGAGGUGGUGGAAGGCAUCACUGAAGCUCAGCCCCCCAUGCAUCUGAGUGGCUGCUGCAUUUGCCCCAGCGACUCCCAGUUCGUGGAGGAAAAGCAAAUCCAGCAGGAAGAUGUGGUCAUUGGAGCACUGGAGAACGCCUUCCAGGAAUGUGAUGAAGUGAUUGGUCAAGAGAUGGAAGCUACUAAUCAGUCAGGCGGCUGCACUGCUCUGGCUGCCCUCUACCUGCAGGGAAAGCUCUAUGUGGCUAAUGCUGGGGACAGCAGGGCAAUCCUUGUUCAGAAACAGAGUGUCAUGCCCCUGAGCAGUGAGUUCACCCCAGAGACAGAGCGGCAGAGAAUCCAGCAACUGGCCUUUCUCUGCCCCAAGCUCCUGGCAGACGAGUUCACGCGAUUUGAGUUUCCUAGGAGACUGAAAGGCAAUGACGUAGGCCAGAAGAUCCUGUACCGGGAUUACUCCAUGGCUGGUUGGGGAUACAAGACAGUGGAAAAAGCUGACCUCAAGUACCCUCUUAUCCAUGGCCAUGGGAAGCAGACGCGCUUGCUGGGGACCCUGGCUGUGUCACGAGGGCUGGGGGAUCAUCAGCUGAAAGUUAUUGACACAGACAUUGAAGUCAAGCCAUUCCUCUCCUGCAUCCCCCAGGUGAAAGUGUUUGACUUUGCUUCACGUAACAUUAAAGAAGAUGAUGUCCUUGUCCUGGCAACUGAUGGCCUUUGGGACAUUCUGUCCAAUGAAGAUGUGGCCCAGAUUGUCAGGAGCUUUCUUAAGGAAAACAGAACAGACCCAUACAGGUUUUCAGAACUAGCCAGGUGCUUAGUUCACACAGCAAGGGGGAAGAAGAAUGGCCAUCAGUGGAUUUUGGAUGACAACAGCCCAGCAUCCUAUGAUGAUAUCUCUGUGUUUUUGAUCCCACUAUACAACAGGGAUGAGGACUGUUAGUGUUGUGAGAUAUGAGAGAGUCAUAUAUCCAUGUAAUAUUAUAGGUCUUUGAGGCCUGGUAUUAAUGACACGUGCUUGACAUGAAUGCAUGCAUUUCAAGUUAGCAACCGAAGCAAGGACUUACGGUGAAGGUCUAUUAGAACUCUGUGCAAAAACAAUCUUAUGUUCCAAGAAAAAUACAGAAAGUCAUCAAAAAAAAAAAAAAGAAAACAGCAGAUAUAAAAUUGUAUAAGAAUUGGAGGAAAUUCAAAUGCCUUGAAUUAUGGCAGCCUUCCCAAGAUUCUCUCUUUUGAAUUGUGCAAGUAGAAGGCCUAGUAAACAAAGGCAAAGAACGGAUGACACAAGGGAAUGGACUAUAAGUGGAUGCUUAUGAUUUCUGCAGAUCAGAAUAAUUUAUUGAUCCAGAGUUCUGUAUGGAUAUAGAUGUGGUUUUGCCAGCUCCCUACGUCUUACCAUUUUAUCCUGAUGGAAGGAAACUUGACUAGCCCUUGGGCCCAUUCUGACCUUUGCUCUCUGGUAUAGUAUGUUUAGGGUGUGAAUGUGGACUGAGUAAAGAUUUGUUUUGUAAUCAAA
Molecule: messenger RNA, 2090 nt
Organism: Gopherus flavomarginatus (Mexican gopher tortoise)
Lineage: Eukaryota; Metazoa; Chordata; Testudines; Testudinidae
Gene: PPM1M
Product: protein phosphatase, Mg2+/Mn2+ dependent 1M
Exons: 10
Coding region: 123-1517 (464 amino acids)
Biological process (GO): protein dephosphorylation
Molecular function (GO): protein serine/threonine phosphatase activity
Source: RefSeq, a predicted model, not a curated record